Messenger RNA from Ruditapes philippinarum (Manila clam), 3528 nucleotides. RefSeq lists its product as uncharacterized. Lineage: Eukaryota; Metazoa; Mollusca; Bivalvia; Venerida; Veneridae. The transcript is spliced from 6 exons. The record is from RefSeq and is a predicted model, not a curated record. The annotation marks the transcript as partial. Gene Ontology annotation, cellular component: cytoplasm.
UGCAAGAAUUGUGAUAGGAAAUGCCAGAACCGGUGUAGUCGUUGUCUAAGGGUGGGCUACUGUACAAAGAUAUGUCAAACCUUAGACUGGCCUAGUCAUAAGGUAGUGUGUCUGCGAAACGACAAUAAAGCAAAUGUAGCUUCUGAGGGAAUUAAACAGGAACUUGGUGUUACUUUUCAGAAAGACCAUGGAACCAGUACCAAACCAAAGAACAAUGAUAAAACAGGUCAGUCUGUAUUUAAUAAUCUUAGAGAUGUAGGACAUCUUAGACCGUCGCCUGAAACAAGUGAAGACCAGUUAGAUAUUGUUAAAGAAAAAAGUUCCUUGAAUACACAAGAUGUUAGUACAAAACAUAUUGACGGUAUCACAGAUGUAAAACACGAUUACAUGGAGGAUUGUCGAGAGUUUGAAAGAAAAUCAGAUGAACCUAACAGUCAGAGGACUUUUCUAGAUACAAAAGCUACAAAUAGCUCAGAAGUGUUCAAAGAAAAUAAGGCAAAUUAUGAUCUUCAAUCAAAUAACGCGUCUACAGAAGAAUGUGGAUUUUGCAAAUUGUCUGGAUGUUCGAAAAAAUGUUCGAGAUGCAAAGAAACAUUCUACUGUUCGACCAAAUGUCAGAGGAAAGACUGGAACCAACAUAAAACUAGAUGUAAAAAGGCAUUGUCUGAAGAAGACGAGCAGAUUCUCAAAUGUUGGCAGGAGAAGGAAGAACAGGUUGCAGAAGCGAUAGCUCAAGAUGAAUACGUAAAAAGUUUACAACCGCUUUAUUGUGUUAUGGGAGUUCAGACUUACACAGGUCCAAGAGAGCGAUUUAAUCAGACAUUAACCAGAGAGCAAGCACUUUUUAGAUUAAACCCUCCAGAGGGUUCUCUAGAAAAAGCUAUCCGAAUGACAAAAACCUACUUUCCUGACUUUAAAGUUGUGACAGCAUUUGAUGAUAUCCUCGAUGAAUAUUUGCAUUCUCUUUUUACCCUUCUGGAUUCAUGGAAUGACAAAUAUGUACUUGUAGCAUUUAUGUACAGAUAUCACGCGCACGUGAUGCGACAUGGCGUAUACUUAAAGGAUGAACACGACAAAGAAAGUAAGGUGGAGUUUUAUUUAGAUGAUUUUGGAGACAACCCAUUUCCGUAUUUCAGCUACUCCCAGGUUAAACCAGGUGGAUAUAUUUGUCUUAUAGCACCGGUAAUGCACCGAUUCGGUGAUGGAACUGUUGGAAUCAGAAUAGAUCAACCUGAACGAGUUCGCGUGCUAGAUAUAGAUGAUGUACUGCGUACUUCUGUUGAGCACAUUAUAUUUGAAGCAGUAACCUCUGAUUUUAAGAGAAAGAUGUCAAUUUAUAAUUUAAAGUGCAAGUAUUGCGAUAGGAAAUGCUUAAAUCGGUGUAGCCGUUGUCUAAGGGUGGGCUACUGUACAAAGAUAUGUCAAACCUUAGACUGGCCUAGUCAUAAGCUUGUUUGUUUGCGAAACGACACUAAAGCAAAUGAAGCUUCUGAGGGAAUUAAACAGGAACUUGAUGUAACUUUUCAGAAAGACCAUGGAACCAGUACAGAACCAAACAACAAUGAAGCAACAGGGAUGUCUGUAUGUAAUAAUGUUAGAGAUAUGCUAGAAAAGCUUAGACCGUCGCCUAAAACAAGUGAAGAGCAGUUAGAUAUUGUUAAAGAAAAAAGUUCCUUGAUUACACAAGAUGUUAGUACAGAACAUAUUGACGGUAUCACAGAUGUAAAACGCGAUUACGUGGAGAAUUGUCGAGAUUUUGAAAGAAAAUCAGAUGAACUUAACAGUCACAGGAUUGUUUUAGAUACAAAGGCUACAAAUAGCUCAGAUGUGUUUAAAGAAAACAAGACAAAUAAUGAUCUUCAACCAAAUAACGCGUCUACAGAAGAAUUAAUCAGAAAUGCAUGUGGAUUUUGCAAAUCGUCUGGAUGUUCAAAAAAAUGUUCGAGAUGCAAAGAGACAUUCUAUUGUUCGACCAAAUGUCAGAGAGAAGACUGGAACCAACAUAAAACUAAAUGUAUAAAGGCUUUGUCUGAAGAAGACGAAAGGAUUCUCAGAUGUUGGAAGCACGCGCAAGAACAAAAUGCCGCUAUGGCAGCUAUUGCAGAAAUGGAAAGAAGUCCACAUCCGCCAUAUCAGUUCUUUGGUUUUCAGACUUACACAGGUCCAAAAGAGCGAUUUUGCCAAACAUUGACUCUAGAGCAGGCACUUUUUAGAUUAAACCCUCCUGAGGGUUCUCUAGAAAAAGCUAUCCGAAUGACAAAAUCCUACUUUCCUGACUUUAAAGUUGUGACAACAUUUGAUAAUGUCCCCGAUGAAUAUUAUCACUCUGUUUCUACCCUUCUGGAUCCAUGGAAUGACAAAUAUGUACUUGUAGCAUUUAUGUACAGAUAUCACGAGCACGUGAUGCGACAUGGCGUUUACUUAAAGGAUGAACACGAUAAAGAAAGUAAGGUGGAGUUUUAUUUAGAUGAUUUUGGAGACAACCCAUUUCCGUAUUUCAGCUACUCCCAGGUUAAACCAGGUGGAUAUAUUUGUCUUGUAGCACCAGUUAUGCACCGAUUUGGUGAUGGAACAGUUGGAAUCAGAAUUAAUCUUCCUGAACAAGUUCGCGUGCUAGAUAUAGAUGAUGUAAUGCGUACUCCUGAUGAACAUUAAACACCAUUAAGACCGUCACAUGUUCGUUUAAGAAUUUUGGAACUGACGAAAUGAUAAUCAAAAUAAAAACUCAUUUUACUACAGCUUAAUUUCAGUUAAUUUGGAAAGUGAUAAACGCUUAAAGUAUCAUACUGCAGUAGUUAUAACUAUGCAAAUUUUUGAUCAUUAUUCAUAUAAUUAUAUUUAUAUAUUCAAAUAUUUGUCAUAUAAUUAUAUUUAUGUAUUCAAAUGUUUGUCAAGUAAACUCCUGUAUCAUUAAUUUGACAUUAUGCUCAUUUACCAUUUACUUGCUGUCAACUUAAAUUGAUUUAGUAAUAUUUUUCAGUAUUAUAAUGAUGGUUGACCAAUAAUUGAUAAUUAAAACUGAUAAUGUUACAAUAUAAAAAAAAGACUAGCCAUCUCUGUUUAAAAAAACAACAACUUAAAAUCAAUACAUUCUGAUAUUUAUAGAACUUCUAGUUGGUCAUGUUGAUUAUUGAUUAUUUUGUCAUAGUAAAAUAUAAAAUUAAACACAACUACUGUCUAGUUAUUUUAAUAUGUUUAUGUCAUGUAUCAUUUAUGUAUCAUAUUUUGUUUAUGUAUAUGAAAUAUUUUGAUAAGCUUGUUAUGAGUUACACCAGGUAAAUAUAUUUCUGUUCUGCUGUAAAACUUCAAACAUGAUCAAUUCAAAUUAAUUAAUUAAUUCAUAUGUUUUUAGUAUUUUAUUAGUUUUCUUUAAACGUCUUUGUAACCUCUUUUUUAAUGCCGAAUCCAUGACAAACUUGUUUUUGUUUUCUUUUUCAUUUUCUUGAAGCCAAAGGUACCCCCAUAGUAUUUCUGCCCUUCCGGAGAUAUGUAUCUCAUUUAAUAUUAAACUUUCAUGUCUCACUCUUA